This is a messenger RNA of Symsagittifera roscoffensis, 877 nucleotides long. Its product is annotated as ras-related protein Rap-2a-like. Gene Ontology annotation, cellular component: plasma membrane. The transcript is spliced from 3 exons. Lineage: Eukaryota; Metazoa; Xenacoelomorpha; Acoela; Convolutidae. Gene Ontology annotation, molecular function: GDP binding; GTPase activity; GTP binding. The record is from RefSeq and is a predicted model, not a curated record. Gene Ontology annotation, biological process: Rap protein signal transduction; negative regulation of cell migration. The coding region runs from base 184 to 777 and encodes 197 amino acids.
UACGAAUGACAUCUAUUGCUGUUAAGCCAUUAUUCGGAUAAAGAGCUAUUAACCUUAAAGGACGGUCAAUAAUUGUGAUUCACGCGUGUAUUUUUUGCCGUUUUCCUUGACAAUCUCGCCGAGAACAGAAACAGGCUUGAAAAGAAAGGGUAUUUAUUUUGUCGUUCUUGUCGGCUGGGUGGAAUGGGGGAGUACAAGGUGGUGGUGAUGGGCAGUGGAGGAGUCGGCAAAUCGGCACUUACGAUCCAGUUUGUGCAGGGAACUUUCACAGAAAAAUACGACCCAACAAUAGAGGACUUCUACCGGAAGAACAUGUAUGUGGGGGAGGAUCCUGUGACUCUUGAGAUUCUGGACACCGCUGGCACGGAGCAGUUCGCUUCCAUGCGGGACCUGUACAUCCGCAAUGGACAAGGCUUUAUCCUAGUGUUCUCAAUUAUCAACCAUCAGACAUUCAGGGAAGUGCUCAACCUACAUCAGCAGAUUCUACGUGCAAAGGGCACUAAUCAGGUGCCAAUUGUCUUGGUGGGCAACAAGCUAGACCUGGCGGAGCAGAUGCGAGAAGUGCCGACAAACUAUGCGGAGACAGUGGCCAAGGACUGGGGCCUGCCUUUUCUAGAGACGUCUGCCAAGUACAGCACCAAUGUGGAAGAAGUGUUUAAGGAAGUGGUCAGACUCAUGGUCGCAGCCUCACACACAAGCAGAGGACGCAGAAAACGGGGAGCAGGACAAAACAGUUCAAAGUCAAGCUCAAGCGGCUGCCAGUGCACGCUAUUAUGACGUCAUUCAAAAUGAAAGUUCAGGCCGAAGCAUAUAGUCUAUUUUUGUCCUUUAGUUAAUAUGCUAAAAAUAUUGAAAAAAAAACAAGUAGAUUUCAAUC